Pelmatolapia mariae (spotted tilapia) is the source of this 366-nucleotide messenger RNA. RefSeq names its product natriuretic peptide C (gene nppc). NCBI's taxonomy places the organism in Eukaryota, Metazoa, Chordata, Actinopteri, Cichliformes, Cichlidae. Gene Ontology annotation, biological process: cGMP biosynthetic process; receptor guanylyl cyclase signaling pathway. Gene Ontology annotation, molecular function: hormone activity. Bases 1 to 366 code for a protein of 121 amino acids. The transcript is spliced from 2 exons. Gene Ontology annotation, cellular component: extracellular region. The record is from RefSeq and is a predicted model, not a curated record.
AUGAACUUGUCAUACUUUGUAGCGUGUGGACUUAUGGUCACCUUACUUUCAGUGAGGAUGGGGGCAAAACCUUUAACUCAAGCGCAGCAGAAGUCUCUUAGAAGUUUGCUGGGCGAGGAGCUGGCGGAGUUUCUGGAGUCGGAGGAGAGAGAGAAACGGCUCGACGCUGUGCGCACUCGGAUACGGUUACUGCGCGAUUUACGGAUGGACACCCGGGCCAGAGGCAUGUGGGCUCGUCUCCUCAACGAUCAACCCCCAAACAGGAAACACAAAUCGGGAAGCAAGAAGGCUGGCUCCUCGUCACGGAGUGGCUGCUUCGGACACAAGAUGGACAGGAUAGGCACCAUCAGCGGCAUGGGAUGCUAG